Molecule: messenger RNA, 1644 nt
Organism: Diplodia corticola
Lineage: Eukaryota; Fungi; Ascomycota; Dothideomycetes; Botryosphaeriales; Botryosphaeriaceae
Product: amino acid transporter
Exons: 4
Coding region: 1-1644 (547 amino acids)
Biological process (GO): amino acid transmembrane transport
Cellular component (GO): membrane
Molecular function (GO): amino acid transmembrane transporter activity
Source: RefSeq, a predicted model, not a curated record
AUGGAGAGCUCCAAGGAGAAGGUCACCACGCCCGACGACGACAAGCGCGGCAGCAUCGUCGAGGCCGAUGUCCAUUCGCUCAGCCAUGACCAUGGCGCUGAAUCCGAGCUCCGCCGCAUGCUUGGGACCCGCCACUUGACGAUGAUCGCGCUUGGCUCGUCCAUUGGCAUGGGCCUAUGGCUCGGCAGCGGCACGUCUCUCGUCAACGGUGGCCCUGCUGGUAUUUUCAUUGGUUACAUUCUCGCUGGAUCCAUGAUCUGGUCCGUCUCGCACUCGAUUGGGGAGAUGGCCAUUAUGUACCCUCUGCCGUCUGCCUACGUGCAGUGGACUUCCAAGUUCAUCUGCCCGUCCGCUGCUUUCGCGCUUGGCUGGUCGUACUGGUUCUCGUACGUGAUUACCAUCGCCAACGAACUUGCUGCCGCCAAUACCGUUCUGAGCUUCUGGACUGAGAAGGUUCCCAUUGCCGGAUGGAUUACCAUCUUUUGGGUCGUCCUCGUCGCGGUCAACGUCGGCGCUGUCACACUUUUUGGAGAGGUCGAGGUUGUUGCAUCGACCAUCAAGUUCGGAUGGAUCUUUGUCGUCAUCAUCUCUUUCAUUGUGAUAUCUGCUGGCGGCGCGCCCAACCACGAUGCUGUCGGUUUCCGGUAUUGGAACUCGGAGCCAUUCACAAAUGGCUUCAAGGGCUGGUUGGCUGUUAUGCCUACCUGUAUUUUCGCAAUGUCCGGUGGUGAGAACUCUGGUCUUGUCGCGUCCGAGAUGAAGAACCCGAAGAAGGCCGUCCCGCAUGCCGUCAGCUCCAUCUGGGUUCGCCUGGCACUCUUCUACCUAAUGGGUUCCUUGAUGAUUACCAUCACGGUUUCUCCCGAGAACCCUGACCUGUUUGGUGGCUCCGGCACCAAUGCCUCACCCUUCGUCAUUGCCUACCGCGACGCUGGCCUACAACCUAUGGCCCACAUCAUGAACGCUGUCAUCUUUCUUUCCGUCAUUUCGACUGGAUCAAUUUCCGGAUACGGCGGCUCCCGUACUACAAUGGGUCUUGGCCAGCUGGGAAUGGCUCCUAAGAUUUUCACCCGAGCGGACAAGACAGGCCGCCCAUGGGCUGGUCUCAUCUGCACACUUGGCCUUGGCGGCGCUCUCGCGUACAUCAACGUCAGCGAAACUGGCGCGGAGGUCUUCACCUGGUUCUCCAAUCUGACGUCAUUGUUCACGCUUUUCGGCUGGGGCAGCAUCUGCUUCUCCCACAUCCGCUUCCGCCGCGCUUGGGCCAUCCAAGGACGCUCCCCCGCCGACCUGCCCUGGAAGUCAUGGACCUUCCCUUACGCGGCGUGGUGGGGUCUGUCCUGGUGCAUCAUCCUCAUCAUCGUCGAGUUCUACCUCGCCGUCUCCCCGCUCGGCGGCACGCCUAGCGCCGAGAACUUCUUCGCGAACUACGUCUCCGUCCUCGUCAUUAUCGUCCUCUACCUGGGGGCUCGCAUCUACAACCGUGGACCCUGGUGGCAGGACCUCUCCAAAGUUGACCUCGAUGCAGGCAGGCGUUUCUACAUCGAUCACGUUGACGAGGAGGUGGCAGCUGAGAAGAAGAGUGCGAACCCGCUCGCUAAGGCGGGCAAGAGCGUUGUCGGUUUCUUCGGUGGUGAGAUCUGA